AUGGAAUGGAAAGCUGAGAGCGCGAACUGUGAAGGUUGUACCCUGGCUAAUAAAGAGGAUGACGAGAAGGUGGAGGUGGAAGAUUUGGAGGAGUACGGAGUAGUAAGAGCAAUCUACAGGAGGAUUGAUUGCCAUAAUGACUCUGUUCUGCUGCAAAGUGACCUGGAUUCUGUCUCGGGGUGGUGCACGGAUAACGGCCUCGAUCUCAAUGUUGGCAAAUGUGAGAUGGCAGCCGCGAAUGCUGUGGUGGCGAGCUUGGCAGUGUUGUGGCUAUCCGCAGCGGGUGCAGGGGCGACCAAGGUGCAGCGCAUCCCCUCCAGGGAGUGUGUGCCGAUCCGCACCAAUGAGAGCAUCUAUGACUUUGUGGCCCAAGACCUCUGGAAGACUCGCAACAUUAGUCUGUCCGAUUACAGGGGAAAGUUUCGCCUUGAUGUAGAAUAUUUUGCUGAAGGUUUGAAUGCACUACAAACCACCUAUGGUAAUGACAUCGCAGUCCUUGGCUUCCCUUGCAAUCAGUUUGGAUAUCAAGAGCCUGGUGCCAACGCUACCGAAAUUUGGAAUGGAGUCACCAUGGUACGUCCCGGAAAUGGAUUUGUCCCUAACUUCCAACUCUUUUCAAAAAUUGACACGAACGGUCACAAAGAGCAUCCACUCUACACCUUCCUCAAGAAAUACUGUCCACCCACACGAGAUGGCUAUGCUGAUACGAAGGACUUGUUCUACGAGCCGAUAAAGAACUGGGACAUCAGAUGGAAUUUUGAAAAAUUCUUGAUUAACAGAGAAGGAAAACCAAUUAUGCGCUAUGAUGGUAGCGGUGAGCCCAGCUUGAUAGGAGACCACAUACAGCGGAAAAUUUUACGCAAUGAAUUUUAAAUUUAUUGUUAAUAUAAUGAUUAACUUAUUACCAUCGUGUAGAACAUAAUCAUGGAACUACAUGAAUACUUCUAUAAAUGGAUCAUCAAAACAGCUCAACUGAUUGACGCUUUUGAAUGAAAAUCCUUGAAUAACUGGAAAUAUUGAUUCACUAAUCUGAUUAAUUCAUUAUUCAGUUGUAAAAAGCAAUUCUAUAACUAACCUCAGGUCUCUUGAAAAAAUUUAUUGAAGUUAUAAUUCUUUUAAAAUUCAAACCUCACUUCCUAUUCACAAAACAAUUAGAGAAUGUUGGGAUCAUUAUUGAUUUCAUGAAGUGAUCAGAAUUUAGUAUUGUAUAACCAGCACAAUUUGUACCUGUCACAUUCUCUCUUCUAGAAUUAUUUGAUAAUUUUCUGUAAGUCUUAGCUACUUGAUGAUAUAUAAUUAUGAGUUUCAUGAGUGUUUGUGUGAUACAAUUGAAAAUAUUAUCAAUUCAAUUUUACUAUCAAUACAUCAAUGUUUUAUGAGAAAAUAUGAAAUAAAAAAGAGCGUUACCAAUCGAACGAAUUGUUUAGAAAUUCAAGCGAAAAAUUGAAUAAAUGGAGUGAAUUGAUUUCAUUUUAUCAGAAUCAUAUAGCAAAUAAAAUGAAACUUCAAAUAUUGUAACACAGUAUGGAUAUUAGGCCUAUAAGUAGUAUAAAACUACCACACCAAGAAUGAGUUGAAAAUCCACUUUUAGUAGUUUCAUUGUAAUGAGAUAAUACUAAGUUCAAGCAAUUUUUUUUCUUAGUAAUAUAAACAGAACAAUAAUUUAAAAUUAUUCUACAAGUGAGUGAAAUUAAGAAUAUAAUUCGUUCAAACUAUGAUGGAGCCACCGUAAACCUUAUAACGUAAGGGGGGUGAUUCUUGAUGUAUCCAAACUCUAGAAUUCUUUAGUGCAUUCAGAUUCCAGAUACUUUGGAUUACUUGAGAGGGUUAUAUUCUGGUUAUCACUCCUUGAAAAUGUCUCAGAAUAUAACAAAAUGUUAAUUUCAUUUUCCUAUGGAGAACUGUUUCUAAUAAUCUAGUAAUAUGUUUAAUAAUUCACUUCUACUAAUCAAUAAAUGUUGUUGUUUGAUAGGAAUACUCAAUUACAUUAUAUUGUAAAAAAAUAAAUUGCAGUACUAUUAAUUA
Nilaparvata lugens (brown planthopper) is the source of this 2025-nucleotide messenger RNA. RefSeq names its product epididymal secretory glutathione peroxidase. Gene Ontology annotation, molecular function: glutathione peroxidase activity. The record is from RefSeq and is a predicted model, not a curated record. The transcript is spliced from 7 exons. Lineage: Eukaryota; Metazoa; Arthropoda; Insecta; Hemiptera; Delphacidae. The coding region runs from base 1 to 873 and encodes 290 amino acids. Gene Ontology annotation, biological process: response to oxidative stress.